Messenger RNA from Diachasma alloeum, 486 nucleotides. RefSeq names its product enhancer of split malpha protein-like. Lineage: Eukaryota; Metazoa; Arthropoda; Insecta; Hymenoptera; Braconidae. Bases 1 to 486 code for a protein of 161 amino acids. The record is from RefSeq and is a predicted model, not a curated record. Gene Ontology annotation, biological process: Notch signaling pathway; sensory organ development. The transcript has a single exon.
AUGGCCACCACCAUGAGCCACGUGUUCGAGUACGAGAACGAGUUGAACGACAACCUGUACAACCUCAAGUUGUCAGCUGACAACAAGAGGAUGAGCAACGCCAAGCGCCUGCGAAAGCUGCUGAAGCCACUGCUCCGUCUGAUGAGAAAGAAGACUUCAAACAUCAAGAGCCAUCAGAAGGCCGAGCCCCAGCAGGAGAUCUUCACCGAGGAAGUUGACAAUCAGAACAACAGCAACGAGGCCCUCGAGCAACGUCUCCUAGCUGAUCUUGCAAGUGCCGAGGAGGGAGCUGCCAUCACAGUGUGCCUAGACGGUCAAAUGACAGUUGUGCCUGUGGUUCCUGGUCAGUGCUAUGUGCCAGUUCACUUUGCCCACACCUGCGCCGGUGACUUCUACUGGACAACACUAGCCCUCACCGACAGUGAUCUCUGCUACAAGGAGUGUGCAUUCUCCCAGAAUCAAGUACCCGAGAUGCAAGUGGCCUGA